Messenger RNA from Anopheles stephensi (Asian malaria mosquito), 3084 nucleotides. RefSeq names its product inactivation-no-after-potential D protein (gene inaD). Bases 573 to 2897 code for a protein of 774 amino acids. The record is from RefSeq and is a predicted model, not a curated record. Lineage: Eukaryota; Metazoa; Arthropoda; Insecta; Diptera; Culicidae. The transcript has 19 exons. Gene Ontology annotation, molecular function: protein binding.
ACGAUGUUGUCGAAGUUCGAUUUUCCAAUUACACUUGUCUGAGCUUUUCCGUGGUUGGAAAAAUACCUGUACCUUUGAAGAAACUGCAUUAUCGGAAUUCUCCCCUAAAUAGUGCCAACGUAGUGCCCGGACCAUUUUUAUACCCGCUAUCGUUAGAACGAAACAGAAAUCUUUAUUAUGCUAGCAUUUUACGAGUAACAAGAGUUAUUGGUUCCUAACACAGAACGAAAGAAAACAAGCGCAGCCAAAGUGAAUUGUGAAGAAAAUCCUUUUGCAUGGAUGUGGAAAUGAUUGGAUCGCUGGAACCGCUGGAAUUGCAUCGAACCAAGCAAAGGCCAAAUUUUUCAGGAAGAUAAACAUCGAUGGAUUUGUUUUAGUGUCAUUUGUUUAGGAAGAGCAGCAACAUAUACGCACUUACACCACGCUGUCCAUCGAAGUGAUUUUCCCUCGUGGGUGGUAAAUGUUUCACGCCUCCGCGUAUGAGGGGAGAGAGGAGAAAAAAACGCGGGAUUAAGUUGUUCGAAAAGAUGUGCUGCAUCUACGAACCAUGAGCAACGGCCAUUCAGCAUGAAAUGGAGUACAGACAUCGGAACAGUGGGAUAGGAUUGUUCCAGUACCGCAUUCAGUAUUACAGAGAUUACGACGAGGGUACGCUGCAGCCGGCAGACGAUAGUUGCAUCUAUUUGAAGGAACUAGACCACUACCGAACCAAAGCCAAAAUACCAUCGGACCACGACGCACCGUGCAACCGGAAGCUGCCGUUAUGUUAUCCGGUCACCAAAGCCACCCCGCAGCUCGAUACGGUGCCAAUCGAUGCCAGGAAAGGUUCUACCCCCGAAAGGGCAGAGAUGACUGUUAGCGCACUUCCCGGAUCAGUCAAAUUGGAAGGAUGGGGCCCAGAGAAAAAGGUCGUCAUCGAAAAAACGGAAAAAUCGUCCUUCGGAUUUAGUAUCGUUGGAGGAAAGGUCAAUGUUGGUGGCGAUGUUACGUCGGGACUGUUCAUCAAAAGCAUCAUCCCUGAAAGUCCUGCAGACAAGUGCAGAGAACUGAAGAUCGGAGAUCGAAUACUAGCUGUGAACGAGAACAGUUUGGAAAAUGCUUCCCAUGAGAAAGCCGUCAAUUACAUUAAAACUGCCAACGAUCGCAUCGUCCUAGUCGUUCAGAGUCUGGAACGUAACGUAAGAGAAACCAACCCAAUGGUACUUCAGAAGAAAGUUCCACCCCCAGUAACUCCGUCGAAAACGCCCGAAGUGGAGUAUAUACAAGAUGGCAAACCAAAGAAAGAAACCGUCGCAACACCAGAGGAUAAUAAGACCCUCACAGUUCCGAAAGCUCGCCAAGAAUCCACCGAUUCCGAAAAUUCAUCCGACGAAGAGGAAGAUAGCCGUGAGCUGGAGGGCAAAACAUUUACAAAAGCCGGUGUUGAGAUCGAUCGUGCCUCCGCUGGUAACACAAAGCUCGGUGAAGAAGACGCUGAGGAGGAGGAUGACUAUGGCUAUACGAUGAAAAAGAUAAAGAAGCGUUACUCCGCGUUGGGCGAAGUGGACUGCUGUACGAUCUUGCGAGACAGCAACGAAACAUGCGGUCUGUCUCUGUGCGGUCACCGGGACCGUACCCGCAUGGCUUGUCUCAUUGCUGGCAUCAACCCCAAGGGAGCAGCGGCCGGAACAUCUCUCGUCGUCGGUGAUGAAGUGCUGGAGGUCAAUGGAACUGUUCUCCACGGACGGUGUCAUUUGAACUGUUCGGUGAUCAUAAAAAAUCUUGCCAGCCCAACCCUUAAGUUUAUCGUGCUAAGAAAAAAGACAGCCCCGGAAGAACUGGCAGUGAAACCAGUGAAGCAUUUCCCCACUGAUUUUGACUAUACCGAUAAUAUCAUGGAGAAGUUUAAGGACGUCAAAACGAUCACAGUGAAAAAGGGCACUUCCAGCUUGGGUAUUAUGAUCAUCGAAGGUAAACACUCGAUCGCCGGUCAAGGAAUCUUCAUAUCCGACAUCCAGGAAGGAUCUACAGCGGAGAAGAGUGGUCUCAAGAUCGGUGAUAUGCUGCUUGCCGUUAACCGAGACUCGCUGCUCGGCUGCAAUUACGAAACGGCGGCCGGCCUGCUGAAGAAAGCCGAAGGUGUCAUCACGCUAAAGAUAUGCAAUCCAAACAAGGAGAAGGAAACCGAUAAAAAGGCAAACGGGGAGGCUGGUGCUGGUCCGGGCACGACACCCAACAAGAAGAAACCGGAAGACAUGGCAACGUUGGCCCCUAGCCGGGCGGGCACACCGCACGGCUCGAAACCGGAAGCGUCCCCAACGAAAGAGGUGGUUGAUCCGCUGAAGGCACCGAUCAAUGAGAACGAAUUCACGGUGAUCGAUAUCCUGACCGAGGGUAAACCGUUGGGCAUCAUUGUAGCCGGUGGCUGUGAUUCUUUGGUGAAGUCCGGAGCUGCGGUAAUGGACAUUUUACCGCAGAGUGUAGCGGAGAAGGAUAAUCGAUUGCAGAUAUUUGACCAGUUGGUGGAAAUCAAUGGGCUAAAGGUCAACAAUACUUGCACCAGCGAGACCAUCAAGCGUGCCGUGAAACAAUUACAUCCAAAGGUUCGCUUGGUAGUUUAUCGUGCCAGCCCGCCACCAACGGAAACAGUCGAGGUAGAUCUGAUGAAAAAACCGGGCAAAAAUCUUGGACUCACGUUCCGUGCCGGAAAUCCGAAAGGAAUCGUUAUCACUGGCUUGGUACCUGGCGGAUCGGCUGAAUUCGAUGGACGCAUACAGGUAGGGGAUGUGGUGUCCCAUAUCAACGGCGACAGUCUAGAAGCGGGCGGUAUCGAACAGUGCGCCUCGCUAGUGAAAACGGCCCAGGGCAAGGUGGGUUUGCGUAUUUUGCGACCGAAGCUAAAGGAACGAUCGGUUUAAGUCUUCUUCAAAACCGGUAACGCCAGCACGGCCACUCGUAGCGGAGACGCAGUGCUUUAGUGUGCAAUUGAUAAAGGAAACCUAGAGAUUUGUACAUAGAAUUGAAUGCUUGCAACAUAUGCUCACGUCACUCACACGUACACUAUUGAUAUUUUUAGCCGAAUAAAUAUUCUGUUAUAGAAAUAGA